GCUUGUGGUGGUCAGCAGAUGUCAGUGCAGGUGUGUUCAACUCAGAGUUGCGGUGGUGAUUUUGUACAGUUGAGCUCAUGGAUGGAUAAACCCUGUCAAACGUUUAACAUCUACAAAUCAUCAUCAGAUUGUUCUGCUGCAGGUCUCCGUUAAUGCUAGCCAGGUAUGGCGCUGUGGAUUCAGGCACAGCAGCUGCAGGGGGACGCCCUGCAUCAGAUGCAAUCUCUCUAUGGGCAGCACUUUCCCAUCGAGGUGCGUCACUACCUGGCGCAGUGGCUGGAGGCACAGCCAUGGGAUGCCAUCGACCUGGAAAACCAGCAGGACGAGUUUAAAGCAAAGCGAUUGUUGGAGGGUCUGAUCAAGGAGCUGCAGAGGAAGGCAGAGCAUCAGAUGGGUGAAGAUGGUUUCCUGCUGAAGAUCAAACUGGGUCAUUAUGCCACACAGCUGAAGAGCUCAUAUGACCCUUGCCCUCUGGAGCUUGUGCGGUGUGUCAAACACAUCCUGUACACGGAGCAAAGACUUGUACAGGAAGCAUCCAAUGCCAGCAGUCCGGGGUCAGGUCCAGUAGAUGGUACCCCUCAGAGAUAUCAGCAGAUCAACCAGACGUUUGAGGAGCUACGUGUUAUGACACAGGACACAGAGAACGACCUCCGCAAGCUACAGCACAGUCAAGAAUACUUCAUCAUUCAGUACCAGGAGAGCUUGAGGAUACAGGCUCAGUUGAGUAGUUUGGCCAGCCUUCCUCCAGCUGAGCGGGUUCAGAGAGAAGCAGGCCUGCAGAGCAGGAAGUCAACGCUAGAGGCCUGGCUCACACGAGAGGCCAACACUUUACAGAAAUACAGACAGGAACUGGCAGAGAAGCAUCAGAGGACUCUAGCUCUGUUGAGGAAACAGCAAACUGUGAUCGUAGAUGAUGAACUGAUUCAGUGGAAGAGACGACAGCAGCUCGCAGGCAAUGGAGGACCAUCAGAGGGAGGACUGGACAUACUGCAAGCCUGGUGUGAGAAGUUGGCCGAUAUGAUUUGGCAAAACAGACAGCAGAUUCGCAGAGUUGAACACCUGACACAGCAGCUGCCCAUUCCCGGACCCACAGAAGAACUGCUUACUGACCUCAACGCUACUGUCACAGACAUCAUAUCAGCACUCGUCACCAGCACAUUUAUAAUUGAGAAACAGCCUCCUCAAGUGCUGAAGACUCAAACCAAAUUUUCAGCAACAGUUCGCUUGCUGGUCGGAGGGAAACUCAAUGUCCACAUGAAUCCUCCACAGGUUAAGGCCACCAUCAUCAGCGAACAGCAGGCCAAGGCCUUACUGAAGAAUGAGAACACCCGCAAUGACAGCAGUGGAGAGAUUCUAAACAACAACUGUGUGAUGGAGUACCACCAAACCACUGGCACCCUGAGUGCACACUUCAGGACCAUGUCUCUGAAGCGUAUUAAGAGGUCAGACCGCCGCGGGGCCGAGUCAGUGACUGAAGAGAAGUUUACGGUUCUGUUUGAGUCUCAGUUCAGUGUGGGAGGCAAUGAACUUGUGUUUCACGUGAAGACAUUAUCCCUGCCUGUUGUGGUCAUCGUUCAUGGGAGUCAAGAUAAUAACGCUACAGCAACCGUACUGUGGGAUAAUGCUUUCUCUGAGACGGGUCGAGUGCCAUUUGUGGUGCCUGAAAAGGUGCUGUGGCCACAGCUGUGUGAGGCUUUGAACAUGAAAUAUAAAUCAGAGGUUCAGAGCGACAGAGGACUGUCAGAAGACAAUCUGGUGUUUCUCGCUCAGAAAGCCUUCAGCAGUUCCAGCAACAACCCUGAGGACUACUGCAACAUGACCAUCACCUGGUCUCAGUUCAAUAGGGAAAGUUUGCCAGGCAGGAACUUCACAUUCUGGCAGUGGUUUGAUGGGGUCAUUGAGCUCAUGAAGAAACACCUGAAGUCUCACUGGAAUGAUGGAGCGAUUCUGGGUUUCCUGAACAAGCAGCAAGCUCAGGACAUGUUGAUGUCUAAACCAAACGGCACGUUCCUUCUGCGCUUCAGCGACUCUGAGAUCGGAGGCAUCACCAUAGCGUGGGUCGCAGAAAACCCGAACAAAGCAGGAGAACGGAUGGUGUGGAACCUGAUGCCCUUCACUACUAAAGAUUUCUCUAUCCGCUCUCUGGCCGAUCGGAUCAGUGAUCUGAAUCAUCUGCUCUUCCUCUAUCCCAAUCAGCCAAAAGAGGAAGUCUUCUCCCGUUACUGCACACCUCCAAACUCAAAAGCAGUGGGGGAUGGAUAUGUAAAACCAGAGAUCAAGCAGGUGGUGAAGGUUGAGUUUUCUUCGCCCAAUCCUGAACCCUCUCCUGGGAAUUCCUUUAUGGAGCAUUCCGCAUCACCCACUGUCAAUCAACACCAUAACUUCACAAUCUAUCCAUCAAUGAAUGACACCAUGUUAGACACUGAAGGUGAAUUUGAUCUGGAUGAGACCAUGGACAUGGCCCGACAGGUGGAGGAGUUCCUGCGACAGCCCAUGGAAACCCAGUGGAGUGGACAACAGUCAUGACCUUUAAGCUUGUGAUCUCUAAUUUGAACUACACAAAAACUCAAUGGUUCCAUUCCAUAUUUUUAUCUUAACAAAUGUGAAAUGUUAUGUUUGUCAAAGCUGAUCAGUGGAUGUGUUACUGCCUUUGCAUUUUAUAUAUAGUUUGAUGUGUAAUUUUCCAUCAUUAACCAUUGAAGAACAAUAGUCUGUCAUGUACAACGAUACACUUCUAUUUGGCUGAAUAUGAGUAGCUACUUUAAUAGCUGGUGUGGGUUUGCCACUUUUAAUACCCUUUAUCUUGAUUGUUAUAGUAGUCUUAUAAAAUCUACUUGAUCAAAUCUUUGUCCAGUCACACAGUUGGCUAAGACAUUGAGCUGACAGUAAUCGUUCUUCUCAAUUUGUCCACCUCCAGUUAGGAUGCUUUAUAGCUACAUUCAAGGUUGCCAGGUCUGUGAAACAAAACCAGCUAUUCAAAACUAUCAUGUUUUUUUUCUUCAGUUUCCCCCUCCUUUGGAGGUCCGCUCUGUUGAAAACGCAUUCCGGGGGGUCCCCCUCUGUCAAAAUAGCGUUUCGAGGGUGGUGAGCGAGAGGUUGGUUUAACCUGCAGUUUAAAAAACAGCCCACGGCAACAGUGUAAAAUGUUGCAUUGUGUCAUUUCUGCAACUAGUGGCACUACACAGAAUUGCAAAAAAUGCUGAUUGUAUUCAACAGGUUUUCCAAUCACCCUGUCCUGCAUUGUCUACCAAACAGGUAGUCCUGGCUGACCUGAUAAUUGUAGUUACAGCAUCCAAUAGGAUUGAAAAUUUAUGAAAUUUGUCAUGUCACCUCAGAAUAUCCAUGUGUUCUUAACCAUUUACGCUUUAAGCUAUUAGCUUCUGGAAUUUGAUUGGCGAUUCUUAAGAUUUGGGAUUGGGAAUGUUGUUGUAUGGAAGCAUUUCCUUUAUCAAACGGUUGCUGAGUUACAAUGUUGUUGUUUUUUUUUUAGUCGUGUUGUCCCCUAUGGAUGGAAUUUGACACAAUUUAUCUUCAGAACAAACUGAAGAAUUAAAAUUCUUUCGAUAACCUUUUUUUUAAAUAUUAUUUUAUUUAUAUUUAAAUUAGCAUUUUGGUUAAGGUUGAAGAGAGUAUUUUUCAAGUUCAAAUGCUCUCUUCUUCUUUUUCUUGAUGUGCAGAGACUUGGUCAGCUAUUAGUAGGCGAUUCCCCCAAAAGUGUGAACACUGUGACUGUAAAGCUUUUUAAAUAUCAAUCUACCACCAACCCCAUAUAGCAACAUUUUCUCACCCAGUGGCUUGCGCUUGGGUCAGGACUGACUUCUUGUCUGACCAAUGGAAGAUGGAGAGGGUGAGAAAUAAGAGAGGUGUUUAAUUUGAUUUCAACAGCAGUGUCUAGAUUAAGCGUAUUUGACAUAUGACCUAACAAUAGUUGGCUCAUGUUAGUCAUAAACAGCAUAUUCUCUGAUAAACAGGCGAUCAUGUUAUGGUGGUUGGGUCUGUAUUUUUGUUAACUUGAAAGGUGUCAAUCAGUUGAAAUAAUUUAUUGGUGUCUGAACUGUCUAGCAUUUUGGCAAUUUCUGAUUAUCUGACUCCCUCCCACCCCAGAUACCUAAUUUUCCCUGAGCCAUUCUUCCUGUGCCUUAAACAAACUUCCUGUGAGGUUUGUCCAGUAGUUACACCAAAGUCUGGUAAAUUUGUGGUCAAUUUAAAAUCCUCUCAGAUUAUAUAUAUUGAUCUUAGAUUAUUUUGACACUGCAGUCUUUUUUCCCAGUAAAUAUCUCUAAAGAGUAAUCAGUGUAUUUGAGAGCCAAAAUUGCACAAGAUAUCAGGAGUUGUUUGUGAAGUUUAUAUUUUUUUUACCUCAUUGGUAAAUGCUUCUUUUAAACCUUUUAAGCCUUCUUGCCUGAAUAGUGAAAUUGGUUUUAUAGAUAUCAGAGCAAAUGACAACGUUAAUUUAAAAAAAUCUGUCUUUAAAAAGCCAGUACCUUUUAAAAACAAAAUAAUGUAAAAUUUAAGAACUUCAUGUCAGUCAAGAGAAAGUCUUGAGAAUUUUUAUAAUUACCUAUGCAGACACAGAAUUUUAUAUAAAAAUAAAAAUAUAUAUAUAUAUAUAUAUUGAAAAAUAGUUACAAUUACCACAGUGCUAUCUAAAAAUAAAUAUACUGUUGCAAUGCAAAUAAAUUGUGCUUGAAUUAUCGUUAGAGCAACUUUACCUUGGUUUUAAAGUGUUCCUAAUGUGAUGGCUUGCCUUUAGUGUCUGUCUUUUUUUUUUCUCUAAAAUCUCCUCUUUUGAUUAUUAUUUGUACGUUUUCCUAUUGUGGGAAAUAACAUCUCAUUAUGUUCAAUAUGUAAGGGAUGAUGUCCAGUCAGCCUGUCAUUAUAAAUUAACAUAGAUGAGAGGUGAUCAGGACCCUGGCAGUAAGUUCAUGGGUUGUCCUGGAAUGUUUUUUUGUUUGUGUGUGUGUGUGUGUGUGUAAUAGUAAUGAUUGGCUGGCUCUACGCUAAUCCUUUUAUUACAUGGCUGCUUAACAAAUAAAUGUAUAAAUGCA
Cyprinus carpio (common carp) is the source of this 5048-nucleotide messenger RNA. It is a transcript of the gene stat5b, whose product is annotated as signal transducer and activator of transcription 5B. The record is from RefSeq and is a predicted model, not a curated record. Gene Ontology annotation, biological process: regulation of transcription by RNA polymerase II; defense response; growth hormone receptor signaling pathway via JAK-STAT. Lineage: Eukaryota; Metazoa; Chordata; Actinopteri; Cypriniformes; Cyprinidae. Gene Ontology annotation, molecular function: DNA-binding transcription factor activity, RNA polymerase II-specific; RNA polymerase II cis-regulatory region sequence-specific DNA binding.